AUGCCCCCGAGGCCACCUGAUUAUCUUCAACUCAUGAAAAACUGGGCCCCGGACACCUGGGCUAGAUCAGCAUCACACACAGCGAUGGAAGAAGUGCUGAGAAGCCAGGCGGGAUGGUCUGAGGCCCGGAUAUCGGCACUGCGCGGUCGGCGGAUGUCGACGAAGGCGUAUAAGAUGAAGCUUGGGGCGGCGAUUGCGAGGGAGAGAAGGAGGUGGGAGAGGAUGGGGCGUCAACCUGCACCCGCUCAACCUGCACCAGCUCAACCUGUGGCGGCUCAACCUCCGGCGGUUCCAGCUGCGGCAGCCCAAGGCGAUGAAGACGAGGAGAAGGAUGAGCCGAUGGAUGAUGAGCAAGACAGCGACCUGCAAUCAAACAACGCGGAAGUGGAGGAUGACAGUUCUGAAGCAACUGGAGCAAAGCAAGAUGGAGGCGGCGAGCUCGGAAACGACGAACCCACUAUUGCGGGGAGCAAAGCUGGAACUGCCGGGCUUGACCAGACGAAUACGCAGGUCAACGACAUGCCCACCAGCGGCAACCAGGCUGGCACCAGUGGAGCAAAGACGGCAGGGAAGCGGGUGGAACUCAGCAGCGAAGAAUAUCUGCGCAUCGGCAUCGCGCACACGAGCGGGCGCUCCAUGCGUCCCGCGAUCAACCGACCAGGAAGUGAGCCUCCAACUAUCAGCCAGGCCAGGAAAUCCCUCAAAGAACUCAAAUACAUUGCGAAGCUCAAACGACAGAGACGACGAGCCAAUCUCUCGACAACCUCGUCAAGGCCGAAUGGCAGCCUUGUAGACGACUGGUCCGACUCGAAUCUUGAAGUAUGGCCAGCGGAAGAGGAUCGCGUCUUGGACGACUCAGGAGAGCCUAUGUUUGGCGAAGAGGCUCAGAGAGCUGUUGCACGGAUCUUAUGGUCGAGAGAGGCAGUCAGGAACUGGGGCAGGGAAGUGACGGGCGCUGCAUGGAACCACUACGACAAGAAAAGGAGGGUUCUGGAGGAAGGUGUGAAGGGAGCAAUUGAGGGUGAGGUGGAAGAUGCGGAUGGAGAGGCGAAACGGUUGGUUGAGAAGUAUUUCGGGCUGGAGAAGUUAGGUUGGGGAGGUUAG
Messenger RNA from Trematosphaeria pertusa, 1104 nucleotides. RefSeq lists its product as uncharacterized. The coding region runs from base 1 to 1104 and encodes 367 amino acids. The record is from RefSeq and is a predicted model, not a curated record. Lineage: Eukaryota; Fungi; Ascomycota; Dothideomycetes; Pleosporales; Trematosphaeriaceae. The transcript has a single exon.